AUGGCGAAUCAAACCCAACAGGGUGAGGCGAGAGCUUUGCUUGCCCUACUAACGAAGGACUUGGAUGUCAAGACCCUCGAACAAGCACGACUCGAAGAGACCUUGAGCAAACUGAAGGUCUUAGGGCGCAAUGUCAAUAAUGUAUCCAACAUCUAUAACGAGGAGGGUAUCAAGACCCUGGGCGGCUAUGCCUUUGGCAAUUUCUCUUCUUCAGUCCGUCAGGAAGCCCUGAGAUGCAUAGCAAAUGCACUCCUCCUGAUUCCAGCAGCUCGAAAGUCCUCACUGAAACUCAAACUCGACAAAAAGGCAGCAGACGCACUGCACGGUGCAAACGACGAUGAAGAGUUUCUGUUGUCGCGGAUACUGUUCCUGCUAACUUAUGACCCUGGCAUCGACAUGACCGCCUUGAUAUCAGAUCACAAUCUGGCAGAUGCCAUCGUGAAGCACCUUUCACGUCAUGCAGACGAAGCGACGAAGUCAUCCUCAAAAGCCCCAAUGGGUCAGGGCAACAUGGCACUGAUGGAAACUCUCAAGCUUCUUUUUAAUGCCACGAGUGUAAAGAGUGAUCAGCUUACAAAGUUUCGACCUGCUGUUGUCGAGCUCUUCCGUCUACUGAUCCACUCAGACAGUCCAUCGCCAGCGCUCCAACCGCCGAUAAGCCUGAUUGUGAACGCCUUGGCCAACCUAGAUAUUGACUCUCAGAUGGUGAAGGAUCGCGACGUAUACUCAGCGGUGGACAGGUUGGUGGAAAUCUUGGAACAGGCUCUUCAAGAGCACUCGUCUACAGAAUUGAACACGGUUGCUAUUCCACUAUUGACUGUCCUGAGAAACAUCAAUGAGGCUGCGGAUCCCGGACUCCGUGAGAAGAUGAAGGCCCGGCUCUUACCCGACGACAAGGAAAGAGAUCAACCUCUAGGGAAGUCAUCUUCGCUAGCAUCUCAACUCCUGCGACUAACUACGUCUUCGGGAAUGCUGAAUCUGUCUGAAUCGAUCUCGGGGCUUAUGUUUGAGCUUUCGAACAAAGACGCGAACGAAUACGUUAAGAAUGUUGGAUACGGCUACGCUGCAGGAUAUUUGAUGACACACAAGAUUCCUAUCCCAGAAAGCGCGAAAAAGUCACAUUUUGCGGGUGAAACCUCCAAUGAAGUCCCAAUCAACCCCAUCACAGGACAGAGGCUUGACAAGGAGCAACCGAUUGAACUACCAGAAAUGACACGAGAAGAAAAAGAACGGGAAGCCGAAAGAAUGUUUGUAUUGUUUGAGAGACUGAAAAGCACGGGCGUUGUGAAUGUCAAGAAUCCUGUCGAGGUAGCAAACGAUGAAGGAAGGUUUGAGGAGCUCAGUGAUUCUGAUUCAGAGUGA
Messenger RNA from Fonsecaea nubica, 1362 nucleotides. RefSeq lists its product as hypothetical. Lineage: Eukaryota; Fungi; Ascomycota; Eurotiomycetes; Chaetothyriales; Herpotrichiellaceae. The transcript has a single exon. Bases 1 to 1362 code for a protein of 453 amino acids. The record is from RefSeq and is a predicted model, not a curated record. Gene Ontology annotation, biological process: G protein-coupled receptor signaling pathway. Gene Ontology annotation, cellular component: cytoplasm. Gene Ontology annotation, molecular function: G-protein alpha-subunit binding; guanyl-nucleotide exchange factor activity.